GACCAAAUUCAGUUGUUGCUCGGACGUUAUACAAUGGAGAACAGAUUUAUCCCGGCGGUAGUCCUCCUGGUAGCCUCAUUGGUUGCUGUGAGGUCAGCGGUUAUAAAUGUACAGUCAAGCGACAUUGACUUUUACAAGCUGUAUAAUAACCCAGAGGCGCACAUAAAUAUUAGAUUAUAUUAUCGGCGCACGACGCGUGAUCGUAUAGCUGCACAUGGAUAUCCUGCGGAGCAUCAUCACAUUGUCACCGAUGACGGCUAUAUCGUGGGCGUAUUUCGCAUACCCUACUCGCACAAAUUGAAUAAUCAGAAAGAACUCCGACCCAUUGUACUUAUUCAGCAUGGUCUAACGAGUUCCUCAGAUGCCUGGAUCCUUAAUGGUCCAAACGAUGGUCUGCCUUAUCUGCUUGCUGAUGCGGGUUUCGAUGUUUGGAUCGGGAAUGGUCGUGGAAACACAUACUCCAGGAAUCACACAUCACUAUCCACAGAGCAUCCUUAUUUCUGGCGUUUCAGUUGGCACGAGAUUGGCUACUAUGAUAUAGCGUCCAUGAUCGAUUAUGCACUUAAAACAAAUGGACAGGGUCAGAAGUCCAUACACUACGUGGGUCACUCUCAAGGCACCACUGUAUUUUUCACAUUGAUGUCUAUGCGUCCCGAGUACAAUCAGAAAAUAAAAACGGCUCACAUGUUUGCACCUAUUGCGAUUAUGAGCAAUCUGCAAAGUAAAUUGGUGCGCACAGUGGCACCUUAUCUAGGGCCCCGGAAUAUCUACUCCUUGUUGUUUUCCAGCCAAGAAUUUAUACCUUAUAAUGAAUUUUUGUUGUCGUUGCUGUUCAAUCUAUGUGAGCCGGAUUUGAAUUUGCGGCCGGUUUGUGACAAGGCUUUGGAUCUGUUAUACGAAGGUGGACGUGUAAACAUGACUGCCAUGUCAGAGGGAUUAUCCACACAUCCAGCUGGUUGUUCAACAAAUCAAAUGCUGCAUUAUCUACAAGAACAUUUGUCUGGACAUUUUCGGCAAUACGAUUACGGCACGGAGAAAAAUCUGAAGGUAUACAAAUCGGAAACGCCACCGGAUUAUCCCGUUGAGAAAAUAACUGCCGAUCUGCACCUGUGGUAUGGAGAGAGUGAUGAUCUGGCCGCGGUAGAGGAUGUUUUGGCCCUGGCCGAUCGGCUGCCUAAUAAAAAGGUACAUCGCAUGGAGGACCCUUUGUGGAACCAUGGCGACUUUGCGCUUAACGUGGACGUUCGCAAAUAUUUAAACGAACCCGUCAUUAAGAUAAUGCAGACUUUUGAAAAUGCGAAUAAUUAAACCAAAAUAUUUGGACUAUAAUGGACCUUAAAACAGACUUUUAAAUGUGCUAUUUAAUCUGUAAAAAUAUUUGCACUUAGACCGAAGGUAUAAUCGUGUGUAAGUUAUAUUGAUUUGGCACACUUCGUGGAGGUAACAGUAAUAAAAAUGUUUGAGACUUAAUGGAAA
Drosophila innubila is the source of this 1476-nucleotide messenger RNA. Its product is annotated as lipase 3-like. The coding region runs from base 34 to 1308 and encodes 424 amino acids. Gene Ontology annotation, biological process: lipid metabolic process. NCBI's taxonomy places the organism in Eukaryota, Metazoa, Arthropoda, Insecta, Diptera, Drosophilidae. The transcript is spliced from 2 exons. The record is from RefSeq and is a predicted model, not a curated record. Gene Ontology annotation, molecular function: hydrolase activity, acting on ester bonds.